Messenger RNA from Symbiodinium pilosum, 1578 nucleotides. The record is from the annotation of a GenBank genome assembly. Lineage: Eukaryota; Dinophyceae; Suessiales; Symbiodiniaceae.
AUGGUUGCGAACACACUCGGCCCACCGGAUUUCGCCAUCUACGACCAGGGCACGGAGUUCGCCGGCGGCGACUUUCAAAGUGGUCUCGAACGCUUUACGAUCCAACCACUCGUCGCAAGUCAGGACGCCGCAUUCGAGAAUGGUGUGUGCGGGCGCCGAGGCGAGCUUUUCAAGAAGGUUUACUACAAGAGCCGAAAGUUGGUACAACCCCGCGACCUUGACGAAAUCGAGAUCUUGACCUUUGAGACGGCGUGGGCGCUUCAAGCAGCUACCAACCAUUCUGGUUUUACGCCAGCGCAACGGGUUCUUGGGCGACAACCACGACUUGCGCUGGACUUGCUGCGCGACGACCGGUUGGACCAUGCUUUGUCAUUGCCCAGCAGGGCCACACGGUAUGGGUCGCAAGACGAGGAGAAGCUGCAGCAGACGAACUACCUUCAGACGUUGAGGGCUACUCACCCGGCAGUUUCAAGCGAACCACCGCUACCCACCUGGGGCUCAUCCGCCACAUGCACUACCAGCACCUGUGGACGAGCCAGCUGUAACGGAGGCCAACCGCCUGAACUAUCAGCAGGGCAUGAGUUGUCAGCGUCGUCAACGGCAGCGCCAAUUGCACCUUUGGAAGCAGAGGUCAGUGGCCGCAAGCCGUGGAGACCAAGAAGUGGACCUGCUACGACAACAACGCUGACAGGUUCAGGGUUUCAAGCAGUCAAGGGCCGAUGUGGAGUGACGUUGUUCGACGACGAACCGUGGACCUCGACAGCGGACGACGAGUUCACGGGCAACGAGCGACCGAGAGAACUUAGCCAAGCACUACCGCAGGGAGUCAAGAACAUCGAGACCACGCAGUUCUACCGGACAUCAUGGGGCUCCGCAACCAAGUCGAAGAUCGGCGGCGUCUGGGUUGCUGACUACGUGACACCUCGGGGAGACAAGAGGAAGUUCCCUGUGGUCGCAAAUGCCAGAGAUCUUGAAGCUUUCAGCAAGCUGGUCAAGAGGGACGUCUUCUACACGUACUCCGAGCUGCACUCCGGAUGGAUCUGUGUGGCGAAGAAGUCUGGCAAGGAAAGCCAAGAGCGCACCUUGACCGAACAGGAGCGCAAAAUGUGUGCCGAGGCCAAGCUCACGGAGAUCGAGAACGUUGAGGGGUCCAGUGCUAUUAGCUUUGUGACGGACCCUGAAGAGAUCCGAAAGAUCAGGGAGUCCUUCAGUCACAGGAUCAUGCCUUCGCGCUUCGUCCUGACUGAGAAGCAGCAAGAGCUAGGGCAGAGCUGGGAAGCUAAAGCUCGGUGGAUUCUGCUUGGGCAUCGCGAUCCUGUAUGCCCCGAGUCCACCUUUGACCCCUGCAUUUACUACCUUCCCUUCACCGAGGACGAGAACCCGGACCGACGACGAGGAUGCACUGGACUAGUGCCUCUAGAUGUCAACGACUUCCUUCAGGAUGGAAAUCCUCGCCAUGGUGACUUGAUGGAGAAGUUGCGCGGCAGACUCCGAUUUGGAAAAUGGCGAACGAUUUACAAGAGCUUGGGCGAGUAUUUGGGCCGGACUGUCUAUCAACUGGACAGCUACGAAAUAUAA